Messenger RNA from Chanos chanos (milkfish), 2386 nucleotides. It is a transcript of the gene uvrag, whose product is annotated as UV radiation resistance associated gene. Gene Ontology annotation, cellular component: lytic vacuole; endosome. NCBI's taxonomy places the organism in Eukaryota, Metazoa, Chordata, Actinopteri, Gonorynchiformes, Chanidae. Gene Ontology annotation, biological process: SNARE complex assembly. The transcript has 15 exons. Gene Ontology annotation, molecular function: SNARE binding. Bases 148 to 2262 code for a protein of 704 amino acids. The record is from RefSeq and is a predicted model, not a curated record.
UCUUAUUUUCUUUAAGCAGAUUAUUUAAUUGAACCGGUCGUUUCUCGCGAAAACAGUUUACCUGGACAUUCAUGAACUUGAGAAAUUUAUUGGUGGGGAUGAGCUAUUUCGUUGAAUGAAGCAAACGCCUCUGGUGCCGUUAGGAGGAUGAGCUCCAUCGCCGGUCGGGAUCUACCUGUCUCCGCCACUUCUGUCAGCAACCCUGGAGCUACAUCUUCUCGAGCUCUGCAUGUUGAACUCACAUCCCAGCAGAGACGCUUGCGUCACCUGCGGAGUAUUGCAGCCCGUAAUAUCGUGAACAGAAAUGGCUCUCCGCUGUUGGACACAUACUUCACCCUUCACCUCUGCCUGGAGGACCGUAUAUCGAAAGACUUUUACAAAAGCGAAGUCAUACGAGACUCUCUGAACCCAACGUGGCGGAGUCUGGACUUUGCCAUGUUGCCGGACCUUCUGGAUACGUCAGUGUCCUGUUUUGUGGUGAGAAUCUGGGGGGGCAGGGAGGAGCAGUACCAGCUCCUGAUAGAGUGGAAGGUCAACCUGGACGGACUCCGAUACACAGGUCAACAGAUACGCUCCAGGAACCCAAAUGAGAUCAUAUUCGGACUGAAUGAUGGCUACUAUGCAGCUGACUUUGAUCAAAAGGAUCACUCUGAAAGAAAAAAGAACAGCUUACUUCAGGUUGACCAGAGUUCUGUGAGAAACUCGUAUAGCGUCUUCUCCUUACUGAGACUGCACACAGCCCAGAGGGCCAUCAAACAGACCCAGGUGACUGUGCAGAAGAUUGGGAAGGAGAUCGAGGUGAAGCUGAGGACGACUGCCGCCUGCACUGAGAGAAAGAAGGAGAGGGAGUGUAUGCAGUUGCGUAUUGGUAUUCUGAAAAGUGAACUGGAGAGACAAAGGAAAGCACUUGGAAGAGAGACGGAUGCGUUGAAGAAAGAGACAGCGCAACUUCAAAAGAAAGAAGAGGCGUUCUCCACGAAACAUCAGAGUCUGAAGGCAGAGAGAGCAUCGUUAAACGAGCAGCAGAAAGAAUGCACUGCUAAAAGAGAGCUGUUCCUGAAGUCCAACGCUCAGCUCACUUUCCGCUGCCGGCAGCUCCUGUCCGAACUCUCUUACAUUUACCCUAUCGAUGUGAACAAUCAAUCUGAUUACGUCAUCUGCGGUGUGAAGUUGCCGAACUCUGAAGAUUUUCAAGCAAAGGAUGAUGGGAGCAUAGCUGUCGCCCUGGGUUACACGGCACACCUGGUGCUGAUGAUCUCGUGCUUCCUGCAGAUCCCCCUCAGGUAUCCAGUCAUCCACAAAGGCUCCAGAUCCUCCAUCAAAGACACCAUCACGGACAAGCUGAGUGAGAAGGAAAGAGAGUUUCCUUUGUAUCCAAGAGGAGAACGCUUCCAGUUUGAGUAUGGCGUCUACCUCCUCAACAAAAACAUUGCGCAGCUUAGGUACCAACACGGCCUCUCAACCCCGGACCUUAGGCAGACGCUGCCCAACCUGAAGAACUUUUUGGAGCAUGGGCUUCUGGUUCGCUGUGACAGGCACCAUGUGUCCAGUUCAAUUCCGGUCCCGGUGAAGUCUCAGCUCAGCGUCGGGGCGGCGUCUGAAAUGGCUUACCCGGCUCACACGAGCUCGCCCGAUCGAGGGGCCCGCAAGAGGGCCAGCUCCGAGGCCGACAAGCAAAAUUACAAAACCUCUCCGUCCCACUUCAAAAACUCUGCCGACGAGCCGGUUCCCACAUCCGCGGCCGAGGCCCAACCCAAACAGAUGUCUUCAUCUCUAGACUCCGACAUCUUGGCCAAAGCGGCGGCGGCGGCGGCUGUGCCGGUACAAGAGGCCGAGGCGAAGGAGGAGCAAGAACCGGAACCCGGGCCAACAUCCGCCACCGCACCUGAAGACCACCAUCUCACCUCCACAUGCCAGACGGAGGUGCCCUUUAGCACCCAGCAGCACCCAGGGGCUAUGAACGGCUCUGCGGUUCCAGGAGUUGCUGAACUGUGCUGCUCUGUGGAGCAGGCGGAGGAGAUUAUGGGGACAGAGGCCACGGGACUUGGCUUGGGGCUUGGUUUGGGUUUGGGUUUGAGCAGUGGGGCUCGUCUGGAGGAUUUCCCCUGCAUUCCCGUGGAGCAUGCGGUGGCGGUGGAGUGCGACGAGCAAGUGCUGGGCGAACUGGACGCCGCAGGGUUCGAGGAGUUCUCCCGUCGCAUCUAUGCACUAAAUGAGAAUAUGUCCAGCUUCCGCCGGCCACGCAAGAACUCCGACAAGUGACAGGAACGUAAAGCUCAGAGAGGGGUAGGGGAAUAGGUCAGAGGUUAAAGGUCCAGGCAGGGUGAGAUAGAGCUGAGCCUAACCUUAGUGACCUCACCCUGACAGCAAAUAUAGACAGUAUGUG